This is a messenger RNA of Helicoverpa zea (corn earworm), 1845 nucleotides long. RefSeq names its product putative fatty acyl-CoA reductase CG5065. Gene Ontology annotation, biological process: long-chain fatty-acyl-CoA metabolic process. Gene Ontology annotation, molecular function: alcohol-forming very long-chain fatty acyl-CoA reductase (NADP+) activity. The record is from RefSeq and is a predicted model, not a curated record. The transcript is spliced from 13 exons. Gene Ontology annotation, cellular component: peroxisome. NCBI's taxonomy places the organism in Eukaryota, Metazoa, Arthropoda, Insecta, Lepidoptera, Noctuidae. The coding region runs from base 158 to 1699 and encodes 513 amino acids.
AAGAACUCCGUCAUUAAUAUUUCGAAUUUAGAACACUUCAGUUGAAUUUAGAACCGUUGACGUCGACGACGUUCUUUUUAUGAAAAUUUGAAUUUGGAUUCUGAAUUCGAGUUGUAGUUUUUUUUUAUUAAGUUCGAGUUUUUUUUAAGUUUUCAAAAUGGGUUUCUUAGAGGAUCGAGACCUAAGUAGUGUACCAAGUAUAGCAGACUUUUACAAAGGGAAGACUAUAUUCAUUUCUGGUGGAUCUGGUUUUAUGGGCAAGGUCCUGGUGGAGAAACUCCUCUACUCCUGCCCAGAUCUCGAUAGGAUAUACCUUCUUCUCAGAAACAAGAAGGGCGUUAAAUCAGAAGAUAGACUUGCUCAGUUGCUUUCUUCUUUGUGUUUCGACCGACUUCGUAGAGAGAGACCAUCAUUUGCGUCAAAAGUCUUCGUCAUCGCUGGAGAUGUCUUGGAAGUUGGACUGGGGUUAUCGGAAGAAGAUCGAACUCUUCUUGUCAACCGUGUCAAUAUCGUGUUCCAUGUCGCUGCUAGUGUCAGGUUUGACGAUCCUCUGGAGUAUGCUGUCAGGAUGAACCUCCGAGGCACCAAGGAGAUGGUGGAACUCGCUGCAGAUAUGAGGAAUUUAUGCUCUUUCAUCCACGUAUCGACCUCGUACUCCAACACAAACAGAGACCCCAUUGAGGAGAUCCUGUACCCUCCUCACGCCGACUGGAGAGACACGCUGGAUGUCUGCGAGAAGACUGACCCUCAUAUCUUGAAGGUUCUUACUCCUAAGUAUUUAGGAGAACUGCCAAACACAUACACAUUCUCUAAGCAGUUGGCUGAAAACGUGGUAGCGGAGUAUGCCGGGAAACUGCCCGUUGUCAUCAUCAGGCCUUCUAUCGUAAUAUCAAGCGUGGAAGAACCAGUGCCAGGAUGGAUUGAAAACUUCAACGGUCCAGCAGGUCUACUGGUUGCUUGUGGAAAAGGUAUCAUGCGCAGUCUGUACACGGACCCUGACCUCAUAGCGGACUACAUGCCAGUCGAUAUAUCUAUCAAGAGCUUCAUCGUAGCGUCCUGGUUAAGAGGAACUAAGGAACUAUCACCAUCAGACGACGUGCCAAUCUACAACUGUUGUGCCGGCAAGCUCAACAACAUCACCAUGGGAGAGAUGGUGACUAUAGGCCGACAGAUCUACCCCUCCGUGCCCCUCAACGAUAUGCUGUGGCAUGUGGGAGGAGACCUCACUACGUCCAAGACUGUACAUUAUAUUAAGGUUAUAUUGCUGCAUUUAUUACCGGCCAUAUUGGUGGACACCAUUCUUUGGGCAAUGGGUAGAAAACCCUUACUGGUCAAAAUCCAACGCCGCAUCUACAUAGCAAACCUUGCUCUAAUGUACUACAUUACGAAGCAGUGGACAUUUGACAAUAAAAACCUGGUGCUCCUCCGAUCCAAGAUCAAGGAAGUCGACAGGAAAUCAUUCUAUUAUGAAAUAGAAAAUGUUGACAAGUAUGAGUAUUUUGUGAACUCAGUCAAAGGAGGGAAAAAGUAUUUGCUGAAGGAGAAAGAUGAAGAUUUGCCGAAAGCUAAAAUUCAUUAUCAGAGGAUGCUGAUACUAGAUACGAUGAGCCAAAUACUCUUCUACGGCUAUGUAUUCUGGUGGUUCCUACACUUGAGUUUUGUACAAAAUUUUAUAUCCAACCUCUUUAGCAAUGUCUGAACAAACAUCAGGUUUACAUACAUGGUUUCUUUAACGAAGGGAAGAAGGAGAUAUAUUUUUGAAAAUGUUAAACAAUUCGUGAAUUGAUAAAAUAGUUUUUAUGGAAUAAAUGUGUAAUUGUAUGAAAUAUAAGGUUUUAAGAUUAA